UCCCCGCCCUCCGUCCUCUCUCCCCGCCCAUUUGCCUUCGUCCUGUCCGUCGCCCGCCCUCUAGGGAGCGACAGAACCGGGGCAGGGCUCUCUGUAAAGUGACUAUUCCCGCAUGUGUGACCCUGUGUUCUCUCUUCACCGUGUCCUUGCCUAUGGCGCCGUUCUCGGUGGAGUAGCCUUGUUUGCAUGGAGCCCUCUGUCCUUGUGUGGGUGAAGGGCCCAGUCGCGUGGCCUCUGGGGAUGUCCCCUGGCCCGGAUCCCCCCAGGUCCUCUCCCUCAUACCCACACAUCUCUCUGGGACCUGCCCCAGGGGGCGGGUGCAGUUCCCCCCACUGCCUCUGGGGGCGCCCGUGGUCCUUGGAUGGCAUCUCUGGUCCCUCCCGGCCGGUCUGCAGGAGUGCUGGCCCACGUCUCCCUCUGGCCAGUGGUUAAAGCCCCAUCUUGUUCUUUUUCUUGAACACAGGGUUGGACCCUGCAGCUGUGGCCUUCUUGGCGCUGUCCCCGGUGCCCCGGGUGGGUGAGCAGGACUCUGGGUCUGUCCGACAGGGAUGGUGCCUGCAUCGUCCCCCAGCCCGGUCAGCCCAGCGGCCUGGCCGGCCCCACAAGUGACGCCAACGUGGGAGCAGCCACCCAGGCCCCUCCCUGCAGGUCCUCCACGCUCGUCGGUCCUGGAGCCUGCAGACGUCUCACUGCCAGUGCUGGGAAGCAGGCCCUGGGAAGAUCGCGCAUUCCUGCCCGGGGUGCUCCUCGCUGCCGCUGCCAACCUUGAAGGCAGAGUGUGGAGGCAGCCCUACACACUUGGCACAUGGGCCUGGGAAAUCUGUGGGGCCUGUGACUCCAGGGCUUGCGGCCCUUCCUACCUCUUGGAAGCUUCUAGAUUCGUCAGGGCAGGGGGCGACAGUGCAGGCAAAGGAGAAGUGUGGCCCCCGGGGCCUGUUGGAAGCCAGGUUUGGGGGUGGUGGCGGCAGGUGCCCCUGCUCACGGACCCAGCGCUCUCCCGUCUUGAGGGGGGUCAGUGGCAAAGAUGUCCUGGUUCCUUCUCAGGUGGGUCCCUGACUGCCGCAUCUGCCUGUGGGCCGGGGUCGGUGAUCUCUGACCUCUCCACCCUCCACGGGGCUGUCCCCACUGCCACCGGCACCCCUUGUCUGGAGACCCAGGAGUGUGGGUGGAGCCCCAGGCUGAAGGCUGUGGGGAACCCGUCUGACCUGCCCUCCCCUCCCGGGGUGGUGCAGUGGAGCUCCCGAACGUCCGGGUUUGCCCGUGUGUCCCAACCCCUGCCUCUGCCACUUAUUGGCUCCGCUGGGGAGCCCGACGUGUUUGACAGGCCCCAGACAAGACGCAAGGAGAGGGGGCGGCGGUGUGGCCCGUGCACCCAGCCGGUGGGCAUGCCCGGGUCCCUUUAUAGUUUGAGGCGGGCCCUGGGUGGCCGUGCUGGGUUCUUGCCCACCACGGGGCCUGGCUCAUGGGGGCACUGGGGACGCCUCCUCUCCUCUGUGCCUGUGCCCGCCUCACUUCAGAACCUGCGCGGUGGGGCUCUGGAUGACGACAUUUGGUUCUUUGCAGGGGCCUGCGCUCCCUGGCAGGGCCCCGGACCUUGGGGUGUCCUGAGCCCCCCACAGCCUGGCUCGCUGUCCCUCCCCGCGGUCCCUUCCCUCUUGUUUCUUUUCUCUCUUCUCUCUGCUUUUCUCGAUAGAUGCACAUUCAGUGCUGCCGUGGGGGUGCUGGGACCGCACUGCCGGGGUCAGGGGUCAGGGCGCGGCCCGCGGGCUCCUGCUCGGUCUCCCGGGCUGAGUGGAGCUGGGGGCAGGGCUGCCGUCACAGGGGAGGUGUGGGGUCCCCGGCCCAGCCCACUGGCUGCUGGCAGAAGGCGGUUCUCGGCAGCUGGGGGCCUGAGGUCUCUGUUCUUGCUGACCGUCGGCAGCUCCCGGCCGGUGCCUGCAGCCACUCGGCGCCGGUCCGCCCCUCGGUCCUCAUCUCUGCACUCCAACCUGCCUGAUUAGGACAGGCCCACCCACUCUGGGGCUGACUGAGCACCUGCCGCCCACAGCCCCCAUGUCCAGGCCGCCUGUCCCGAGUCUUACACUUCAGAGCUUGGCCCCGUCCCUUUCCUGCCCCUGGAAAAUUCCCUGCUCUGGGAGGUUUGCCAGAAUGAAAGGGAUCGAAAACACUGGCAUGUGGGGGGUGGGGGCGGUCGGAUUGACUAAGCCGGAGAGUGGCCCCAAGUUGCCUGGCCACCCAAACUGCCCCGCCUUGCCUGGCCGCGCUGCGGAUUUCUCUGGCCCGGGUCCAGGGCUUCUGGUGCCAGGCAGCGGGGCAGGGGUGGGAAGGGGGCGUUCUGGGUCACCGCAUCACCCCACCUCGUCCGCAGCCUGGUGGCCCCGCCCCACGUCCGGGUUCCCCACGUGCUCAUCCUGCACUGCAGAGCGCCCUGUGGCUGGGGACGGGACUGACCCAGCUCGGGGUCACCGGCCCUCUGUGUGUCAGGGCGCCCUGGGAGCUCCUGACAUGAGCUGCCUGGGCCGCUCAGGGGGCGGGGGAACGAGCGGGGAACCGCGGGCUGGUGGCUGGCCCGGCUCUCCCCGUGGCGGGUUAGUUCCUGGGCUGGCUGCUUUCCCGGUGCAGAUUUUGAGCUAAUCUUUCCGGGGAGUGGAUCCUGCCUUUCAUGCCGCGGGGCCAGACCCCUCCUGGGGGCUGAGCCAGCUCACCUCGGGGAACCCCUCGGGCUCACCCCAGGGCCCCAUUUCCUUCGUGGCACUUGAGCGGCCUGGACCUUGCCCUCAUACCCUAGGAGGGAGGGUCACUGUCGCUCUUGGCAGCCCUCCAGUUCGGUAGAACGGCGCCGUCCUGCGAGAAGGCUCAGGGCCACCCACAUGUGGAGAAGCGUCCCCUGCCCAUUCUCCCUGCUGAGGUCUGAGCCCUGCACGCCCCACAGCUCCACUUCUGAGGGUCCCCUGUCCACGGGGCCACGCCCCACUUCUCUGAGUCCCACAUCCCCAAGGAAACGGGGCUUCCAGAUCAGCCCCGGCCCAAAGCGUUGUUCCAAAGCCCCUUUGCUCUGCACCGGUCUGAAAGGUGCCUCCUUCAAACCGACCUGAACCCUCUUCCGCAUCUUUCCUGGGCAGGAAGCAAACCCGGCUGUUUCAGUGUUGGUUGGACUGGGCCCUGGCGGGGUGUCCCUGAGUUUGGGUCGUGUGUGGGGGCUUC
Molecule: messenger RNA, 3204 nt
Organism: Mustela erminea (ermine)
Lineage: Eukaryota; Metazoa; Chordata; Mammalia; Carnivora; Mustelidae
Source: RefSeq, a predicted model, not a curated record